ACACAUCAUUAAAAAUGUCUAACAAUUGGAACAAUAGCCGUGGUGGAAAUGGCGGUUCCAAAUUUGGCGGAGGAAACAAAUUCGGCAACAGCAAUGGUGCGUCGAGAUUCAGUAAUGGUGGGUCAAAAUUCGGCGGCGGCGGAGGUGCAGGCGGUGGCAGAUUUGGCGGAUCAGGGGGUUUUGGUAGUAAAAAGGAAUUCUCUGGCGGCCAAAACAUGCGUCGCCCAAACUGGGAUUCCAUGUCAUUGCAACCUUUCAACAAAAACUUUUACAAUCCACAUUCUGCAGUACUGAACAGAUCACCUUAUGAAGUAGAAGAGUAUAGAGGCACACAUGAAAUUACGACUAGUGGUGUAGAGAUUCCAAACCCCAUUACAAGUUUUGGUGAAGGUCAUUUCCCUGAUUAUGUUAACGAAAGUAUAAAGAACAUGGGAUACAAAGAGCCGACGCCCAUUCAAGCCCAGGGCUGGCCGAUUGCAAUGUCCGGAAAGAACUUGGUUGGUAUUGCACAGACAGGUUCUGGUAAAACUCUUGCCUAUAUUUUACCUGCUAUUGUUCACAUAAACAACCAGCCUCCAAUCAGACGUGGAGAUGGACCCAUUGCGUUAGUACUUGCACCAACAAGAGAAUUAGCACAACAGAUUCAACAAGUUGCUACUGAUUUUGGUAACUCGGCUUAUGUUCGCAAUACUUGUGUAUUUGGUGGUGCACCCAAGAGAGAACAAGGUCGUGACUUGGAGAGAGGUGUGGAAAUUGUUAUCGCUACACCUGGAAGAUUAAUUGAUUUCUUAGAAAAAGGCACCACUAACUUGCAAAGAUGCACAUACUUAGUUUUGGAUGAAGCUGACCGAAUGCUGGACAUGGGUUUUGAACCCCAAAUUAGAAAAAUCAUUGAACAGAUUCGACCAGACAGACAGACUUUAAUGUGGUCUGCUACAUGGCCGAAAGAAGUCAGAAAAUUAGCUGAAGAUUAUCUUGGAGAUUAUGUUCAGAUUAACAUUGGAUCUCUGCAGUUAUCGGCGAAUCAUAAUAUCCUUCAAAUCAUUGAUAUUUGCCAAGAACAUGAGAAAGAAAAUAAGUUAAAUGUUUUAUUACAAGAGAUAGGACAGAGUCAAGAGCCUGGCGCCAAAACGAUAAUCUUUGUAGAAACUAAGAGGAAAGUAGAAAAUAUCACUAGGAAUAUAAGACGAUAUGGUUGGCCAGCAGUGUGCAUGCAUGGUGACAAAACACAACAAGAAAGAGAUGAAGUAUUAUAUCAAUUCAAACAGGGCCGUGCCAGUAUACUUGUUGCAACAGAUGUUGCAGCCCGUGGACUUGAUGUGGAUGGAAUUAAAUAUGUCAUAAAUUUUGACUAUCCUAACUCUUCUGAAGACUACAUUCACCGUAUUGGUAGGACAGGGCGUUCAAAAUCAAAAGGCACAUCAUAUGCCUUUUUCACACCUUCAAAUUCUCGGCAAGCUAAGGACUUAGUCUCUGUUCUACAAGAAGCCAAUCAGACUGUGAACCCUCAAAUACAGAACAUGGCUGAUCGCUGUGGUGGUGGUGGUGGUGGCUGGGAAAAGAAAUCGUAUGGAGGUGGACGCGGAGGUGGCGGCUCAUUAAAAGCGGAAGCAAUUUUGGCAGGGUAA
Molecule: messenger RNA, 1628 nt
Organism: Arctia plantaginis
Lineage: Eukaryota; Metazoa; Arthropoda; Insecta; Lepidoptera; Erebidae
Source: the annotation of a GenBank genome assembly